Messenger RNA from Carassius gibelio (silver crucian carp), 5037 nucleotides. RefSeq names its product glutamate receptor ionotropic, kainate 2-like. The record is from RefSeq and is a predicted model, not a curated record. Gene Ontology annotation, molecular function: kainate selective glutamate receptor activity; transmitter-gated monoatomic ion channel activity involved in regulation of postsynaptic membrane potential. The transcript has 15 exons. Gene Ontology annotation, biological process: modulation of chemical synaptic transmission; monoatomic ion transport; synaptic transmission, glutamatergic. Bases 433 to 3255 code for a protein of 940 amino acids. Lineage: Eukaryota; Metazoa; Chordata; Actinopteri; Cypriniformes; Cyprinidae. Gene Ontology annotation, cellular component: plasma membrane; presynaptic membrane; kainate selective glutamate receptor complex.
UGUGUCUCUGUCCAUGGUGCUGAAUCACGUCUGCGCUGUUAGAGACGCGUCCACAGGAUUUCCACGGUACACCUCCAAUCAGAUCAUCACGGUACCGUGCCCCGAACAGAGCUCUGACUUCCUGUGGCACUUUUGUUCAGCGCAGCGGUAUUCUGGCUCAUCCUGACGCGUUCGAUCAGGUGCGUGACGCGCUCGCUCGUCUGAAUGAACGCGCACCGGCCCGCGCGCGCGCAGACUCACAGUCUCCGUGAGAUGCCCGUUAGAUUCGGUGCGGCAGUGCAGUACCGCCGCUCACGCUCGGAUUUCCCGCUCGUCUCCACGCGCACACACACGGAUCCGUGAACCGGAGAGUCGCGCGCGCGGACCGCAGGACGGUCAUGCCGUGAUGGUGUCACGCGCACCGACGCGUCAGCCGUGUUUGUGAAACCGGAGAUGAUGGUGAUGAUGAUGGUGGUGUUGGUGGUGGUGGUGAGGAGCGGAGCUUUCCUCCGGUUACCGGGGCUCGUGAUCAGACUGACGGCGCUGAUGUUCGUCGCCGGUUCGAGCGGGAUGCCGCACGUGCUCAGAUUCGGUGGGAUAUUUGAGUCGAUAGAGAGCGGCCCGUCCGGACCCGAGGAGCUGGCCUUUAAAUUCGCUCUGAACACCAUCAACAGGAACCGAACACUUCUGCCCAACACCACACUGACCUACGACAUCCAGAGAAUCAACGUGUUCGACAGCUUCGAGGCCUCCAGGAAGGCCUGCGAGCAGCUGUCCCUGGGCGUGGCAGCGAUCUUUGGCCCCUCCCACAGCUCGUCAGCCAAUGCGGUGCAGUCGAUCUCGAACGCUCUGGGCGUACCUCACAUACAGACGCGCUGGAAGCACCAGGUGUCUGAUAACAGAGACUCAUAUUACAUCAGUCUGUAUCCAGACUUCUCCUCGCUCAGCCGGGCCAUACUCGACCUCGUGCACUUCUUCAGGUGGAGGAUGGUGACGGUGGUGUAUGACGACAGCACCGGCCUCAUCCGUCUGCAGGAGCUCAUUAAAGCUCCGUCCAGAUACAACAUCCGCCUGAAGAUCCGACAGCUCUCCGCCGACACCAAGGACGCCAAACCUCUGCUCAAAGAGAUGAAGAAAGCCAAGGAGUUCCACGUCAUCUUCGACUGCAGUCAUGAGAUGGCCGGCUGGAUCCUCAAACAGGCUCUUUCAAUGGGAAUGGUGACGGAAUACUAUCAUUACAUCUUUACAACUCUGGACCUGUUUGCUCUGGAUAUGGAGCCGUAUCGCUUCAGCGGAGUGAAUAUGACCGGUUUCCGCAUCUUGAACACGGAGAGUCCGCAGGUGACCUCCAUCAUCGAGAAGUGGUCCAUGGAGCGACUGCAGGCUCCACCCAAACCUGACUCGGGCCUGCUGGACGGGUUCAUGACGACGGACGCGGCGCUGAUGUACGACGCGGUUCACGUGGUAGCAGUGUCCAUCCAGCAGUCGCCUCAGAUCACCGUCAGCUCACUGCAGUGCAACCGACACAAACCCUGGCGCUUCGGAGGACGCUUCAUCAGCCUCAUUAAAGAGGCAUCAUGGGACGGACUGACCGGUCGAAUCCUCUUCAACAAAACCAACGGACUGAGGACAGACUUUGACCUGGACGUGAUCAGUCUCAAAGAGAACGGACUCGAGAAGGUGUGUGUGUGUGUGUGUGUGAUUCAGCUGUUUGUGUGUGUUCAUGCAUCAGGUGUGUGUGUUUUUGCACAGAUCGGGACGUGGGAUCCUCCACGGGGACUCAACAUGAGCGAGAAUCACAAGAGUAAAAUCACCAACAUCACAGACUCACUGUCCAACAAAUCACUGCGUGUGUCUACAAUACUGGAGGAGCCGUACGUCAUGUUUAAGAAGUCAGAUAAACCUCUGUACGGGAACGAGCGCUUCGAGGGAUUCUGUGUGGAUCUGCUGCGGGAGCUUUCGGGAAUCCUGGGCUUCCGUUACGAGAUCCGGUUAGUGGAGGACGGCAGAUACGGAGCGUUUGAGGAGAGCACGGGGCAGUGGAGCGGCAUGGUGCGCGAGCUCAUGGACCACAAAGCAGACCUGGCCGUGGCUCCGCUGACCAUCACAUACGUGCGAGAGAAGGUGAUUGACUUCUCCAAACCCUUCAUGACCCUGGGCAUCAGCAUCCUGUACCGAAAACCCAACGGCACCAACCCCGGCGUCUUCUCCUUCCUCAACCCUCUGUCCCCUGACAUCUGGAUGUAUAUUCUGCUGGCUUGCUUGGGUGUCAGUUGUGUGCUGUUUGUCAUAGCCAGGUUCAGUCCGUACGAGUGGUAUAACCCUCACCCCUGUAACCCCGACUCAGACGUGCUGGAGAACAACUUCACGCUGCUGAACAGCUUCUGGUUCGGUGUCGGCGCUCUCAUGCGGCAGGGCUCGGAGCUGAUGCCCAGGGCUCUGUCCACUAGGAUCGUGGGAGGAAUCUGGUGGUUCUUCACCCUCAUCAUCAUCUCGUCCUACACCGCAAACCUGGCCGCCUUCCUGACGGUGGAGCGCAUGGAGUCACCCAUCGACUCGGCCGACGAUCUGGCCAAACAAACCAAGAUCCUGUACGGCCUGGUGGAGGACGGCGCCACCAUGACCUUCUUCAAGAAAACCAAGAUCUCGACGUAUGAUAAGAUGUGGGAGUUCAUGAACAGCCGGCGUCAGUCUGUGAUGGUGAAGAGCGUGGAGGAGGGCAUCCAUCGCGUGCUGACGUCUGACUACGCCUUUCUGAUGGAGUCCACCACCAUCGAGUUCGUCACGCAGAGAAACUGUAACCUGACACAGAUCGGCGGCCUGAUCGACUCCAAGGCGUACGGCGUGGGGACACCCAUGGGCUCUCCGUAUCGGGACAAGAUCACCAUCGCCAUCCUGCAGCUGCAGGAGGAGGGCAAGCUGCACAUGAUGAAGGAGAAGUGGUGGAGAGGGAACGGCUGUCCGGAGGAGGAGAGUAAGGAGGCCAGUGCCCUCGGCGUACAGAACAUCGGCGGCAUCUUCAUCGUCCUCGCCGCCGGCCUGGUGCUGUCCGUGUUCGUGGCCGUCGGCGAGGUGCUGUACAAAUCCAAACAGAACGCGCAGAUCGAGAAGCGCUCGUUCUGCAGCGUGAUGCUGGAGGAGCUCAGGGUGUCUCUGAAAUGCCAGCGGCGGCGGAAACAGAAACCCCAGCCGCCCGCCAUCGUCAAAACAGAGGAGGUGAUUAACAUGCAUACCUUUAACGACAGGAGGCUCCCGGGGAAAGAGACCAUGGCGUGACGCCGGGACGCCUCUCCUGUGACUCUCGUCCAAACGACGGACACGAAGAUGUUUCCUGUGGAAAUCCGGAUUCGUGAGCGAUUCAGAACCGCAGCCCUCACAGAGCAGCAUUCAAGAUUCAGUGUGUUCUCAUUUUACGUUGCUUUUCUCACUUUUCUCUGUGAAACUAGGUCAAGGUUUUAGACCAAUCAGUUUUUCCUCAGAUGAUGCUUUUAUUGCUGCCUUCAAGAGCACCUGAUAAAGACACUUUUUGGUUUAUUCUUUCAUUUUUUUUAUUUUAUUUCCUCCGGAAUUUUUUUUUUUUUUUUUUACGUUUUCAUCCCAUGCAAUCUUAUUAAUACAAUAUAAAACUAAUUCCAUUUAUUAAGAAGUUAUGUCUUGGUAAAAAAUUUUUGGAACAUUCUAUUAAUAUUUUGAUAAUAAAAUAUAAUGAUAACCAUGAAAAUAUAUUCUGUGUUAGUUUGUUAAACAAAGCCUCCCUGAAAUAUGAAUCCUCAUAGCAACCCGUCAAAAUAAAAGUUUGGUUUAACUGGAAGAAACUGGGACAGAAAGGCGAUUGUAAAAAUAAGUGUUAAUUAAGUUGUUUCUAUGCAUUAAAAUAAUUAGAAAUAUGUUAAUUUGUUAAUAAUUAAACAGAAUGUGAGAAAAAAACAUAUUUCAUAGGCCCUUAAAAAUUACAUUUGACUAAAUUGAUGUUAAAUUGCAUGUUUGCAAUUACAGUUUCGUGAUCUGAUACUUUUUGAUUAAUACAAUUUAAUUUAGGCAUUAAAAAGUAGUCCAGAAAUAUGAAUAUGAAAAAAAAAAUACAAAAAUUUACCUCUUUCUACCUUUGAAACACAAACUAGAACCUUAAGAUAAUAAUAACCCAAAAAUAACCAAAACGGGAGUGAAAAUAAUGACAUCAUCUUUUGUCCUAACACGGUUUAGUUCCCAUAAUGUUUUUUUUUAUUUAUUUUUUUAUUAUUAUUAACAAAACUUUGCAUUGGAAUAGAAACACGCGUCAUGUGUGAACAGCCCAUUAGAGAAAAAAUUGCAUCCUGACAAAAUAACCACACGGCAACCAUGCACUAACGUUAAAGGAACGUUGUUUAUUCGCUGGACGUGCGAUUUUAUGUUGGUUCAAUGUAAAAAUAAAAAAAGACAAAUAUUAUCACUUUCACAUCAUGUUUAAAAUUUAUGAAAUGCUUGACCAUUCAGAAAUUACAUUAUCAUAACUUAGAAAUGUUCUAAAUCUUCCGUCUUGUGAAUAUAAUCAUUCCAACAUGAUUUUUGACUUGAAGGCAGCAAUAAAAUCCAUGCAGUGAUGUCUGUGCGGAUCAACGACUCAAGCCAAAGUUCUGUCGUUUAGAGAAACUUUUCUAGAAACCUUUCUACGAGCAUCCAUUCUGUCUAUCACCGGCAACUCGACUUUCUUUGUCAUUCAACAGAGAUUUAUAAGAAAAAAAAGAGAGAAAUGCAGUUUUUGUACAGACAGUUUUUGUAGUAAAUCUUUCUAUGGGUGUCUGAUGCUCAUGUAGGUCGAACAGCGUUAGACAUUGGUGCACAUCCGUCCAUCACGAGCAGGCAGUGUUGUUUCCCAGCAUAUGUUCUGUUUCCAUGUGCUGAUGUUUGUGUGUCUCUGAAGGCUAGUUUCUGUAUAAUACUGUACUGAGCAGACGCUAGGAUUCUCCAGACCGACUUUAAUCUACAGGGGCCUUUGGGAAAGAACCACGUGCAAACAGCAGCAGGUGGAGAACUGUUCAAGAUCAUCUUGUAAUAAAAAAGAGAUUAUACUGUGUAUAA